Humulus lupulus (European hop) is the source of this 1623-nucleotide messenger RNA. RefSeq lists its product as uncharacterized. The transcript is spliced from 4 exons. Lineage: Eukaryota; Viridiplantae; Streptophyta; Magnoliopsida; Rosales; Cannabaceae. The record is from RefSeq and is a predicted model, not a curated record. Bases 1 to 1623 code for a protein of 540 amino acids.
AUGGCUUCUGACAUUGUGGGCUCUCCUCGUGAGGUUCUUGCUGUUCUCGUUGGGUCCUCGUUGGAUUCUUCGCCUGUCUCUCAGUUUUCUCCUCCUGUGAUCGUCCCUGAUAGCGGUCCAAAUGUGGCUGUUGCCAUUGGUCCCUCUUCAGGUAAUUCAUCCGACUCUGUCAUCCCUAGUAUUCCUCUAGUUUCAUCUGAGGUUGUGCAUGUUAAAUCUGCUGUUGGGUCUGUUAAAUCUGUGCGUAGAAACAUUAAGUCUGUAGCUCAUAAACCCUCGUCUAAAUCCUUUCCUCUUAGACGUAUCACUCGGUCUCAGUCGUCUACCCUUGUCAGUGCGUCUUCCUCUCCUUCACCAUCUAUCCCUUCUCAACCUUCGUCGUCCAAAGGUUCUUCCAAAAAGAGGUCUUUAGGUUCUGAGUUGCUUCUCCCUCGGAAAAAACUUAAGCAACCUUCUACAUCUCAUUCUCCUUCUCCUUCGGUCCAACAUAAAAAAUCUAGGUCUUCUUUGGGUUCUAAAAAACCUCAUUCUUCUCCUGUGGUCAAAAAGAAAAAAACAUCUUUGCCCAAGUCUCCUCAUCCUUCAAUAUCUGCUCCCCCUAGUGGAAGUUCUGACCUUCCCCCAUUAAUGUUCUUUUUCAAUUCUAGGAAGUUUCAGAAAUACAAAGAUCGUAUGUCUUUUCGACUGUUAAAUGUGGAAUCCAAUGUGGUUUUAGAUGAUUUUCCUCGCUUUAAAGAGUCCAUGGUUUCUAGGGGUUGGGUUAAUUCGGUCUCUAAUCUGAUCAUGCCAUCUCAGAAUCUUGUUCGGGAAAUUUAUUCUAAUAUUGACAAACAUCUUUUAGAAUCUUCUAAUCCCAAUCAGUUUAAAGUGUUUUUUCGGGGCAAGUGGUUUCGUUUUUCUCCAUAUACUAUUGCUAAAGUUUUGAAUUUGCCUGUGGUUAACUCUCCUGUUUUUUGCUCUGAUUUUUCCACUGACUUAAACUUGGUUGCUGCUGAGUUAACUGGUAUUCCUGAUUUUCAAUGGCCUGAUAGUAAGGGUGCCAUUCCUGCUACUGCUCUUACAUCAUUUUAUAUACUUCUCUUUCGAGUUGCUCUCACAAAUUGGUUGCCUAAUACUCACAAGUCUACUGUUGGUACUUCACUGGCUCGUUUUAUGUUUGCUGUUGGCACUGGCGUUUCUAUUGACUUGUCUACACUUAUAUUUGAUCGAAUUUAUAAUGAGGUUGUUGCUCGUGGCACAAGCAAUCUUCGCAGUCUUAAAGUUCCUCAGGUUUUACCUUCACCUGACCCAGCCUCUGACCAUGUGUUGCUUGGAUUUCCAACCUCUGGCUGGCGUUUUAUGCUGUUUGAUUAUCUGCAUCAGUUUCGUGCAAGUUUUAAUGAUUUUGUGACUACUUACAAAAAGGAUAGGCAUCGCUCAUUGCAAUUUGAGAGGAGGGUUUUGGCUCAGUUGGCUCAAAUUCGUGCUUCAUCUCAGGGGGAACUUUUGGAUACUGUUGGUUGUAUGUCUUUGAAGGUUAUGGCUGUGUUUGAAAAAGAUAAGCGUGAGGUUGAAGAAGAAGCCGGUGAUCUAUUUGGGGUUUUUGAAGAGGAGCAGGAAAAGCUUGGUACAGACAUCUACUGA